Messenger RNA from Amoebophrya sp. A120, 359 nucleotides. The record is from the annotation of a GenBank genome assembly. NCBI's taxonomy places the organism in Eukaryota, Dinophyceae, Syndiniales, Amoebophryaceae.
CUUUACUAUUGCUUAGUUAUGUGUACAGGAGGUAGUGCCGUGAAGGUCAUCCCUUGUCUUCGGUAGUCUUGUCAAGAAGAUGAAGAGACCUAAAAUUUCGGUUUGCUCAGUUUUCCUGUCAAAGUAAUCGGUGUAGUUUCUUCACCAUACAGUUUUCGUAUAGCAAUGAAGAAGCGUCGAAAGCGUGUAUGUAAAAGUUUUCGUGCUUCAUUUGCAUUUCUCUUCUCCCGAUUCAAAUCUGCUCAGCGAUGCCGAGAUUACGGUUUUUUCGAAAACAUCCAGGUCCUUCACCCCUUUAAUAUUGCAGUGUCCUCGCACAACUACAUGACCAAAAGCUAACAUUUUUUUUUUACGCCCCC